Molecule: messenger RNA, 669 nt
Organism: Cooperia oncophora
Lineage: Eukaryota; Metazoa; Nematoda; Chromadorea; Rhabditida; Trichostrongylidae
Source: the annotation of a GenBank genome assembly
AUGGCAGAGCAAGAUGACGAAUAUCGUUCUUCGGAUGACGAAGACUACGUUCCCGAAGACGGUGUAGAGGACGUUGAUUGUUCUUCUGGAGACGAGGUUGACGAAGUGACUGAUAGCAGUACGGUAGUGGCAUCGGGGCGGAAGCGUGGAGGAAAGGACAAACCUGCUACGGUCGAUGAAAAAACGUGCACUCCUGCAGAGCCCGAAGACGACGCUGAAGCAGCCUUCAUGGCGUUAAUGGCAGAGAAGGAUCCUAUUCUGGGAAAAGCACGGGCGGAAGUUCUAUCUAAUACGUCAACUCCCACGAAACCAUGUGCAUCCCUGGAGACGGUUGCUUCUACAUCCUCGUCAUCAGUGCAGUCAGUGCAAUCUGAAUCACAGACUAAAGAGACAGCAGUGGUCACAGAAGUCUAUGAUUUUGCAGGAGACGAAGUCAAGGUACAACGAGUAGUUUCUGCAGAAGAAGCCAAGGAGAUAGAAGCCAAAGAAAAACGGAAGGAGAACGAGAAGUCCAAGAAACCGACUCAAAAGCGGCUAGGUAUUGGAGCAGCUUUGACGUUGUUGGCCAAAAAACCGAAAAUGUCCGUUCUUGACAAAUCGGAUCUUGACUGGAAUCUUUUCAAAUCCGAAAAGAAUCUCAAGGUAAGAGUCAUGAAUAAGUCUAACUAG